Molecule: messenger RNA, 826 nt
Organism: Ostrea edulis (European flat oyster)
Lineage: Eukaryota; Metazoa; Mollusca; Bivalvia; Ostreida; Ostreidae
Product: 2'-deoxynucleoside 5'-phosphate N-hydrolase 1-like
Exons: 5
Coding region: 168-596 (142 amino acids)
Biological process (GO): deoxyribonucleoside monophosphate catabolic process
Cellular component (GO): nucleus
Molecular function (GO): 5-hydroxymethyl-dUMP N-hydrolase activity
Source: RefSeq, a predicted model, not a curated record
GGGACUACUUAAUUCUGUUGGCCGGUUUUUAUAUUAUCUUUAAAACAUUGCAAUCCGGGACCAUCGGGAGUCGGGAGUCGGCAGUACUAGAUUUACCACCCACCCAUUUUGGCGGUUUUUAUACACGAUAACCCGGCCCGAGGACUUGUGUAGUGUCGCUGUGAAGAAUGUCUGGAAAUCGUAUGAUAUACUUUGCUGGAAGCAUUAGGGGAGGUCGACAAGAUGCUGAUUUGUACUUGCGUAUUGUGGCCCAGUUGAAAUCCUAUGGCACUGUGCUCACUGAACAUGUUGCAAGCCCAUCUGUGGAGACUGAUGAGGAUGUUGCUGGUCUGACAGAUGUACAGAUUCAUGACCGAGAUAUGGACUGGUUGAAACAGUGUGAUGUUCUUGUUGCGGAGGUGACCCAGCCAUCAUUGGGAGUUGGAUAUGAGAUUGGGAGAGCCGUGUCCUUAAACAAACUCAUUAUUUGUCUCUUCCGUCCUGAUUCAGGAAAAAAAAUAUCUGCCAUGAUAUCUGGAGCAGUUGGGGAUAAUUUUCAUGUUUACAACUACACGGAAGAUCAAGUGCCCGACAUUCUUGCAAAACACCUCAAGUGAAUUUAGAAAGCCAUAAAGUGUAAAAUUGCAAACAUUGACAAUUUAACCAGUAAACAAACACAAAAUUAACAGUGUGCACACAACAUAAUGUACAUGUAUUUUGAUACUUAACUUCUUAGUGAUUUAUUGUGAUGUUUGAAAUUGUAUUUUUUUUUAAAUGAAGAUUUGUUAUAUGUCUGUUGACAUAAUGAAGUUAAUGAUUUUAAAGUAAAAUCUUGGGUCUUUUGAAA